GUCAUAAACCGAUUCUGAACCGAGAAGUCUACGUAAACUUAAAUUUUAUAAAAGUUUUAUAGAGUUAUUAUAAGCUAUUUAUACCUGUUUCUUCAAUUAUUUUUUUAAUUUCUUUUAGAAAUUGGAAGGUUUAAAGUCAUAAUGGAUCGUCUACUUCGUCUCGGUGGAGGAAUGACUGGAUUGUCGCAAGCACCGCCUCCUACUGAUGCGCCUGCUGUUGACACCGCCGAACAAGUCUACAUUUCCUCACUGGCUUUAUUGAAGAUGCUAAAACAUGGCCGUGCUGGAGUACCCAUGGAGGUCAUGGGUCUUAUGUUAGGAGAAUUUGUUGAUGAUUACACAGUUCGCGUAAUUGACGUGUUUGCCAUGCCACAGACUGGAACUGGAGUGUCUGUGGAGGCAGUAGAUCCUGUUUUUCAAGCGAAAAUGUUGGAUAUGUUAAAACAAACUGGUCGCCCAGAAAUGGUUGUGGGAUGGUAUCAUUCACAUCCUGGCUUUGGUUGCUGGUUAUCAGGAGUAGAUAUUAAUACUCAGCAGUCAUUUGAAGCACUCUCGGAACGUGCAGUAGCUGUUGUUGUUGACCCCAUACAGUCUGUGAAAGGCAAAGUGGUCAUUGAUGCAUUCCGUCUUAUCAAUCCAAACAUGAUGGUACUUGGGCAGGAGCCAAGACAAACCACCUCAAAUUUGGGACACCUGCAGAAACCCUCAGUACAAGCUCUUAUUCACGGCCUCAAUCGCCAUUACUACUCAAUUAGCAUAAAUUACAGAAAAAAUGAGUUGGAACAAAAAAUGUUGUUAAAUCUCCACAAAAAAUCAUGGAUGGAUGGUCUCACUUUAUUAGACUACAAAGAGCACUGUGCUGUCAAUGAGACUACUGUAACGGAGAUGUUGGAGCUAGCCAAAAACUAUAACAAAGCUUUGGAAGACGAAGAGAAGAUGACUCCUGAACAACUUGCUAUCAAGAAUGUUGGUAAACAGGAUCCCAAGAGGCAUUUAGAGGAGAAAGUUGAUGUACUUAUGUCAAACAAUAUUGUACAGAAUCUAGGAGCAAUGCUGGACACCAUGGUGUUCAAAUGAUAAUUGUGUGAGACUUGUUAAUAUAAAGUGCUAAGGUAAUAGCUAUUCUAUUUCAUACUGAAGGUUUCUCCUUGAUUGUAGUAGUGACGUGUACCAACAGGCGCGGUUGUGUGUGUAACUGUGAUUCGUUCGACUCGCGAUCGUGACUGAGCGCUCCCGAGGCCUACGCACACUAACACAAUGUGUAUGUGCACAGCACAACAACAACCAAAGUAAAACCUUCAUUGUGAAAUAAAAUAACUAUAAUACAUAUUUGAAGUGAAAAGUAAAUAAGUUCAGUCUCACUACUAAUCUUUAACUUAGACUAUUUUAUGUCAGUGUACAUUAUAGUGUAUUACUUAUGUAUUAAUAAAUUUCUCCUUUACAGGCCGCAAAAUAAAACAAUACAAUUUUAUU
Molecule: messenger RNA, 1473 nt
Organism: Parnassius mnemosyne (clouded apollo)
Lineage: Eukaryota; Metazoa; Arthropoda; Insecta; Lepidoptera; Papilionidae
Source: the annotation of a GenBank genome assembly